AUGUCUGGGAAAGAACGGAUCGACAUCUUCCCCUCUAGAAUGGCUCAGACCAUCAUGAAGGCUCGUCUGAAAGGGGCUCAGACCGGACGCAACCUGCUCAAGAAGAAGUCUGACGCUCUGUCUAUGAGGUUUCGCCUAAUUCUACGUAAAAUCAUUGAGACAAAGACCAAAAUGGGAGAAGUGAUGCGAGAGGCGGCCUUCUCUCUGGCUGAGGCCAAGUUUGCUGCUGGAGAUUUCAGCACGACUAUUAUCCAAAACGUCAACAAAGCCCAAGUGAAAGUCCGAGCCAAGAAGGACAACGUGGCAGGUGUGACUCUGCCGGUGUUCGAGCAUUACCAGGAGGGAGGGGACAGUUACGAGCUGACCGGUUUGGCUCGAGGAGGAGAGCAGCUUUCCCGGUUGAAGAGGAACUAUGCGAGGGCUGUGGAGCUGCUGGUGGAGCUGGCCUCUUUACAGACGUCCUUUGUCACCCUUGACCAGGCGAUAAAGGUCACCAACCGGCGUGUGAAUGCCAUCGAACAUGUGAUCAUCCCUCGGAUCGACCGCACGCUGUCGUACAUCAUCACAGAGCUGGACGAGCGCGAGAGAGAGGAGUUUUACAGGCUGAAGAAGAUCCAGGAGAAGAAGAAGCAGCUACGGGAGAGGACUGAGCUAGAGAUUGCAGCGCGUUUGGCUAAGCUAGGCCCUAUUGCCGAGCCAGCUAACAUGCUAACGGAGGAGGCCGACGAGGACAUGCUGUUCGAAUAA
This is a messenger RNA of Knipowitschia caucasica, 747 nucleotides long. The record is from the annotation of a GenBank genome assembly. Lineage: Eukaryota; Metazoa; Chordata; Actinopteri; Gobiiformes; Gobiidae.